AAAAUUUUUACCCAAAACCCAAAAACAAGCGUAUGUUAACGUGCGCCGAGAGACCUGGCCGUUUAAAAGACCGACGGAUGCCUCACUUCCGAAAUCACACACAAACACUCUAUCCCACAUUAUCAAGAUGAUGAAGCUAUCGCGCCUUUUGCCUUCCAGGAAGCAGUUGUCUGAAAAACUGUUAUAUGGAAAAGUUGCUGAUGCUAAAGAUUCUUCAUGUUUGUAUACUUUUGCAUUUCGGGCUGGGAUAUCAACUGUUAGAGAGAAUUUUGCUGCUAAAGGAGGUGCUGCAAGUCAAAUAUUUGCUCCUUAUUCUAUUUUCAAGGGCAAAGCUGCACUCACUGUGAAGCCUGUUCUCCCAACUUUCACCAAAUUGGAUUCUGGUAAUCUUAUAGUUGAUCGCCGUGGUGUCAUGAUGUUGACGUUUUUACCUGCUAUUGGUGAGCGCAAGUAUGAUUCUGAGAAGAGACAGUUGUUUGCUUUGUCGCCGACAGAAGUUGGGUCUUUGAUAAGCUUGGGAUCCAAAGAUUCUUGUGAAUUCUUCCAUGAUCCAUCAAUGCUAAAGAGUAAUUCCGGUCAAGUCAGGAAGACCUUAUCAAUUAAGGCUCAUGCGGAUGGUAGUGGCUAUUUCAUUUCUUUGAAUGUUGUCAACAAUAUUCUUAAAACCAAAGAAUACCUCUCUGUUCCUGUCACAACUGCCGAAAUUGCGGUGAUAAAGACAGCUUGCAGUUUUGCGUUGCCCCACAUCUUGGGUUGGGACCGCUUAACUAAUCAGCCGCAGCUGCCAAGACCCAUAGAGGGGCACCCAUCAAAAGUGGAUCCAAAAUUUGUGGAGUUAGAGUGGGAUAAAUGAAGUCAUGUUGUCCAAGAAUCAAAUAGAACGUUCGCAUUGUCUCUUAGUGAUGCCACCUCUUCGGAUUGUUUAUCAAUUUGAAAGAACUGUUUUUGUGGGCUUGCUAAACCGUGUGCUAUUAUUUUGUGUACUCUCUAUAUAUCCUGUUUCUGUAACCAAACACUUCUUUUCCGCUUUCUACUGAAGUUCUUAGUCUUAAACCAAAAAAGAAAAAAUAUUUUCCUGAA
Alnus glutinosa is the source of this 1080-nucleotide messenger RNA. Its product is annotated as single-stranded DNA-binding protein WHY2, mitochondrial. The transcript is spliced from 8 exons. The record is from RefSeq and is a predicted model, not a curated record. The coding region runs from base 128 to 853 and encodes 241 amino acids. Gene Ontology annotation, biological process: defense response; regulation of DNA-templated transcription. Gene Ontology annotation, molecular function: single-stranded DNA binding. Lineage: Eukaryota; Viridiplantae; Streptophyta; Magnoliopsida; Fagales; Betulaceae.